Molecule: messenger RNA, 3057 nt
Organism: Amphiprion ocellaris (clown anemonefish)
Lineage: Eukaryota; Metazoa; Chordata; Actinopteri; Pomacentridae
Gene: ddx54
Product: DEAD (Asp-Glu-Ala-Asp) box polypeptide 54
Exons: 20
Coding region: 164-2749 (861 amino acids)
Cellular component (GO): nucleus
Molecular function (GO): RNA binding; ATP binding; RNA helicase activity
Source: RefSeq, a predicted model, not a curated record
GAGGAGAAGAAGUUCACACGUGUUUCCAACAUGUCUGCCCGCCGUGUUGUUGUGUGCUGAGAAGACACGAGCUGUUUUGGAAACUAGUUUAGCGCCCGUUUUAUUUCAGAUUUUGUAUAUAAGAGUUGUCAGCGGCGGAUUGAAAGGGCUUUAAAGCCACAGAAUGGCUCAGAGGAAGAAGAAAUUGACGAAGAAGAAGAGACACACCGCCAGCAGAGAGCCGGAGGCUGAUUCUGACAGCGGAGACUUCGAGCUGGCUGCUGAAAUUAAAGACGAUGACACGCUGGGGAGGAAACUGCCCCGGUUCCCUGCUGCAUCUGACUGCUUGUCAGAUGUGGAGCCUGACACCAGGGAGCUGGUCAGAGCCCAAAACAAGAAGAAAAAGAAGUCUGGAGGCUUUCAGUCAAUGGGUCUCAGUUACCCUGUUUAUAAAGGCGUCAUGAAGAAGGGUUACAAAGUCCCGACUCCCAUUCAGAGAAAGACUAUCCCAGUGAUUUUGGAUGGAAAGGACAUAGUAGCUAUGGCCAGAACUGGUAGCGGCAAGACAGCUGCCUUUCUGGUGCCCAUGUUUGAGAAGCUCAAGGCCCCUCAAGCUCAAACAGGAGCUAGGGCCCUGAUCCUGACCCCCACCAGAGAGUUGGCCCUACAGACCAUGAAGUUCACUAGAGAGCUGGGAAAAUUUACUGGCCUCAAGACUGCUUUGAUCCUUGGUGGAGACAGAAUGGAAGAUCAGUUUGCUGCUCUUCAUGAAAACCCCGACAUAAUCAUUGGUACUCCUGGUCGUCUUAUGCACGUUGUCAAGGAGAUGAAUCUGAAGCUGCACAGUGUGGAGUAUGUGGUGUUUGAUGAGGCCGACAGAUUAUUUGAAAUGGGUUUUGCCGAGCAGCUUCAGGAGAUCAUUCGGAGGCUUCCAGACACCAGACAGACUCUGCUGUUCUCUGCUACUCUGCCCAAACUGUUGGUGGAGUUUGCAAGAGCUGGGCUGACAGAACCUGUACUGAUCCGUUUGGAUGUGGAUUCUAAGCUAAGUGACCAAAUUAAGCUGUCCUAUUUCCACCUGCGCGUGGAUGACAAGCCGGCGCUGCUGCUGCACCUCCUGAGGAACGUAGCGAAGCCUCAGGAACAGACAGUGGUCUUUGCUGCCACCAAACACCACGUAGAGUACCUCAAGGAGCUGCUGACCUCAGAAGGUUUAGAGUGUGCCUACAUCUACAGCGCCCUCGAUCAGACGGCAAGAAAGAUCAACAUCGGGAAGUUUGUGCACCGGAAAGCCAUGGUGCUGCUUGUGACCGAUGUAGCUGCUCGUGGUAUAGACAUCCCUCUGCUGGACAAUGUCAUCAACUACAACUUCCCCUCCAAGGCCAAACUCUUCCUGCACAGAGUCGGCCGUGUGGGACGUGCUGGCCGUAGUGGAACAGCCUACAGUAUGAUUUGUCCAGAUGAAAUGCCUUAUGUCUAUGACCUGCACCUCUUCCUGGGACGGCCUGUUCAGCUGGCAACACUUGAACACACACAAGAUUCAGAUGGUGUGUUUGGUCGUGUCCCUCAGAGCAUCUUGGAUGAUGAAAGUUCUCAUCUGAUCACGACUUACGAAAACUCACUGGAUCUACAGAACCUGCAUCGUGUCUCUGAGAACGCCUACAAGCAGUACCUCAAAUCCAGACCGAACCCCUCACCAGAGUCCAUCAGACGGGUCAAAAACACAGAUCUGUCCAGCAUGGCUGUCCAUCCAUUGCUCGGCUCUGGUUUGGAGAAAAUGGAAAUGGAACGUCUUCAAAUAGUUGAUGCCAUCAAGGGCUAUAAAUCCAAAUCGACAAUCUUUGAAAUCAACUCUAGCAGUAAAACACCAGCCAGUGAGGUGAUGCGAGCCAAACGCUCCAAGGACGCGCGUUUAGUGGACAAAUUCAGCAAACAGAGAGAAGACGUGGCUGCAGAAAGCCGGCUGCAUCAGCCUGUCAGCAGCUCCACCACUGCUGACUGUGACUUCACACAAACCACAGGCGAGGAGGAAGAUGAUCUAAAGGGGGUGUUCUCUGAGGUGGUGGGCGGUAAACGAAGAGGUCCAAUGGAAGACGGAGAAGGACGUCCAAAGAACAAGAGAAGCAGGCAAACAGGCAAAGAUGACGAGCAUUACAUCCCUUACAGACCUAAAGACUUCAACUCUGAGAGAGGGCUGAGUCUCGGUGGAGAGGGCAGUGCUUUUGAACAGCAGGCCUCCUCAGCUGUCCUCGACCUCAUGGGAGACCAGGAUGACCAGUUUAACCAGCACAAAAAAAUAAUGAAAUGGGACCGUAAGAGGAAGCGUUUCGUGAGAGACACAGGAAAAGAGGACCAGAAGAAGAAGAUCAGAACAGACGGCGGUCAGGUCAUCAGUAACAACAAGAACAGGAAGAACUUUUAUGAGGAGUGGAAGAAAAAAUACAAGAUCGACGAUGGAGGAUCUGGAUCAGAUGGUGAAAUAGGAGGAGGAGGAGGAAGGAGGCCAGGAGGAGGUCGAGGUCGUGGUCGCGGUCGUGGUGGACGUCCUGCAGCACCACAGGAGACACCUGGUGGCCGCAGAAUACGCUCAGAGCUGAAGACGAGCCACCAGAUCCUGACGCAGCGCAAGAAAAACCAGAAGCACCAGUUCCUGCAGAGUGGAGGGCUGAAGAAGCUCCGCAAUAAGAACAGGCAGUGGCUGGGAGAAGUUAAAAAGUCAGGAUUCGGACGAGGUGGCCAGAAGAAGGGCAAGAUGAAGAAGAGACUGUGAGGAGGACACAGAGGGCUGAAGGCACCGUGUGGAACUGGAGGAUGAGUGUUGUUCAGAUUUUCAUGGUGCCUCGUGUCAUUGUGGAUUAAAGGAGAAGGUGAGUUAUGGAAAGCAUAUCUGGACUGCUAAGAGGAACUUCAUCUUUUCUCAUGAUUGCCGACUAAACUCUACAUUUUUUGCAGAGUAGGUAAAGGAUGGCCCACUGAACAGGGUUUUCUUCUUGACAGUUUAAUCGGAGUCUUUUUGAGUACUAAAAUAUGUCUAUUCGAGUUAACAGAAAGCAAAAUACAGAUGUGAAUGAGACGAUA